Messenger RNA from Nerophis lumbriciformis (worm pipefish), 543 nucleotides. Lineage: Eukaryota; Metazoa; Chordata; Actinopteri; Syngnathiformes; Syngnathidae. The record is from RefSeq and is a predicted model, not a curated record.
AUGUCUGGCCUGCAGCCUGACAAGCAGAGUCAGCCUCCCUCUAAUCCCAGCAACGGCAUCCACUUCCAAAACUGGAACUACACGACCCAGUGGCAGACAUUUUACAUUAUAUUCCAGAUCCGCUUCAUUCUGAUCCAGAACCGAGCUGGCAAGACACGACUUGCCAAAUGGUACAUGCAAUUCGACGAUGAUGAAAAGCAAAAGUUGAUCGAAGAGGUACAUGCAGUUGUGACUGUCAGAGAUGCCAAGCACACUAACUUUGUAGAGUUCCGAAACUUCAAGAUCAUCUACCGACGCUAUGCUGGACUCUACUUCUGCAUUUGUGUUGACGUGACUGAUAAUAACCUGGCAUAUCUCGAAGGAAUUCACAACUUUGUAGAGGUGCUCAAUGAGUACUUCCACAACGUUUGCGAACUGGAUCUCGUCUUCAACUUCUACAAGGUGUAUACGGUGGUGGACGAGAUGUUCCUCGCUGGGGAGAUCAGGGAGACCAGUCAGACAAAGGUCCUUAAGCAGCUCCUCAUGCUCCAGUCGCUCGAGUAG